Prunus mume (Japanese apricot) is the source of this 1136-nucleotide messenger RNA. It is a transcript of the gene CSDP1, whose product is annotated as cold shock domain protein 1. The record is from RefSeq and is a predicted model, not a curated record. Gene Ontology annotation, molecular function: nucleic acid binding; zinc ion binding. NCBI's taxonomy places the organism in Eukaryota, Viridiplantae, Streptophyta, Magnoliopsida, Rosales, Rosaceae.
GGUUUUGUUUAUAUAUUUUAAUUAAACUAUAAUUCUCGAAGAUUGUCUUAGCUAUUGCCUUCACUGUUCUUUCCUAUAUAAAGACGAACACUCUCUCGCAUAAAUCAACAUAAAAAAUUUAACCUUUUCUCUCUGUCGGGGAAUUUCAACAACCAUGGCGGAGGAGAGAUCGACUGGGAAGGUCCGGUGGUUCAACGACACCAAGGGCUUUGGCUUCAUCACCCCCGAUAUCGAAAGCGAAGAUCUGUUCGUUCAUCAGUCCUCCAUCAGAUCCGACGGCUUCCGCAGUGUGGCGGAGGGCGAGUCUGUCGAGUUCCAAAUCGCCGUCGGCGAGGACGGCAAGACCAAAGCCAUCGACGUCACUGGUCCUAACGGCGCGCCGUUGCAGGGUAACAGGAAGGAGAGCUUCGGCCGCUCCGGUGGUCGCGGUGGCGGUUCUGGAUUUGGAGGUGGAUGGAGAGGCGGAGAUAGGCGGAAUGGAGGCGGUGCCGGUGGCGCUUCGUGCUAUAACUGCGGCGAGCCCGGCCACAUGGCUAGGGAUUGCAAUCGCGGCGCUGGGGGCGGUGGCGGUAGCGGUGGUGGUUGCUUUUCUUGCGGUGGCUAUGGCCACGUGGCGAGGGUCUGCCCUAAUGGGACUGGCGGCGGUGUCGGUGGUGGCGGGGGGGACUGUCACAAGGGUGGGGGGGUUGGGCGUGGGGACAUGGCGAGAGAUUGCAGCACAGGUGGCCGCGGAGGCGGCGGCGGCGGUCGUGGCCGGGGAUAUGGAUUCAGUGCUGGAUCAGGUGGCAAUGGUUGUUAUAACUGUGGGCAGGCUGGUCAUUUUGCUAAGGAGUGCCCUACUGCUUGAAGAAAAAUAAAAUAAAAAGAGAGUAAUAGUAAAUAUUCUCUUUAGAAAUCCUUUAUCUUUUUGUUAAAUUUUAGUCUUUCUAGUAGUAUUUCUUUCUCGAUACAUAUGCUGUUUUGGCAAAAGGGUUUUGAUUUUUCUGGUGGAUGAUAAGAGCCAGUCUUUGUCAAGAAAGUUUUCCCCAGUUCGGCUAUAGAGUGAGUUAGUUGCCUUUUUUUAUAUAUAAUUAUUAUCUAUAUUGUUAUCAGUGACUCUCGGAUAAGUUAUCUAAAUGAGCAGCUUUUAUUCUGAA